Molecule: messenger RNA, 2351 nt
Organism: Triplophysa rosa
Lineage: Eukaryota; Metazoa; Chordata; Actinopteri; Cypriniformes; Nemacheilidae
Exons: 20
Coding region: 109-2130 (673 amino acids)
Source: RefSeq, a predicted model, not a curated record
UUGUACACGAAUGCAUCGUUGACAGCUCAGAUUUGUUGCAAGUUUAUUUCAGUCUAUGCAGAGAAAGUAAAAAAAACAGAACUACAUAAAGAACAGCAUGUGCUAGACAUGACGAAUCUGACGCACAUAUCCGGGAGUUUGCUUCGGUGGACGAUAAGGGUUUAUUCAAACCCAACACUGCUUUUCUGCAAAAAUAAUGUUUCGCAUUCACAUAAUUUCGUGAGGUCUGUCAGAUGUUUUACCACAGAAUCACGUCAAAGAAGCGAUGGGAGGCGUUACGCUUCAUCGUCACGUAGAACUGUACGUAUCGGAUGUGCGUCGGGGUUUUGGGGUGACACGGCAACGUCAGUUCCUCAGCUUGUCUAUGGUGGAAAAUUGGACUUCCUUGUGUUUGAUUAUCUGUCAGAAAUCACCAUGUCCCUCCUUACCGCUGCCAAAGCUAAAGCACCUAGCAUGGGAUAUGCUCCUGAUUUUGUUCUUGCACUUUCUCCAUUCAUUAAGGAUAUAAGCAAAAGAGGUAUUCGUGUGGUUAGUAAUGCCGGUGGUGUAAAUCCUCUUGCCUGUGGAGCGGCUCUACAGGAAGUAGUUCAGAAGGCGGGACUUGACUUAAAGGUAGCCGUGGUUACUGGCGAUGACCUAAUGCCACAGAAAGACACUUUGACAGAACUCAGAAUGGCUGAAUCGGAGGAAAAGAAACCACUUCCAAAGACAGUCCACAGCAUGAAUGCGUAUUUGGGCGCUCUCCCCAUUAAACGCUGCCUGGACCUGGGGGCCGAUAUUGUAGUGACAGGACGCUGCGUGGACAGCGCCGUGGUUCUCGGACCGCUAAUGCAUUCGUUUUCAUGGGACGGCAACAAUUAUGACAUGCUGGCUGCUGGAAGUCUGGCUGGUCACCUGAUUGAGUGUGGCGCACAGGUCACCGGGGGCAUUUUCACAGACUGGCACACAGUUCCGGACUGGGAUAACAUGGGUUUCCCCGUGGUGGAAUGUUCCGCUGAUGGUUCGUUUACACUGUCUAAACCUCCAAAAACUGGUGGUCUGGUUUCAUUUGGUACAGUAGCUGAGCAGUUAGUGUAUGAGAUUGGAGACCCACGGCGUUACCUUCUGCCUGACGUUACAUGUGACUUCUCUGAUGUCACCAUCAGUGAGAUACCUGAUGUAGAUGGGGGAGCAGUGAAAGUAGGAGGGGCCAGAGGUUCUUCUCCAUCAGGUGACUACAAGGUGUGUGCCACAUAUUCAGAUGGAUUCAGAGCUAUGGCAGUUUGCCCUGUUGGUGGACCUAGGGCUGUGGAAAAGGCCAGAAGAACAGCAGAUAGUAUUAUUAAAAGGACCCAGCGUAUUUUUAAACAACUUGGUCUGGAGGACUAUACCGAAGUCAACAUCCAAGUUCUGGGUGCUGAAGAUACAUACGGACCACAUGCCGUCAAUACGAGUCCUCGUGAGGCUGUUAUUUGGAUGGCUGUACAUCAUAAGCAGAAGAAAGCGCUGGAGUUCUUCUCUAGAGAAAUAGCUCCAGCGGGAACAGGCAUGGCUCCAGGACUAACUGGUAUAGUUGGCGGGCGACCCAGGAUAUCACCAGUGCUGAAGCCUUUCUUUUUCCUGCAUCCCAAAGAAAAUUUGAAGGUGCACAUUCAUCUGAAUGGGGAGCUUGUGGAGACGCACCAUGGGGCGGCAGAAGACCCAUCAUCAUUAGCAGAAGGCCACGCCCCCUCCUUCCGCUCAGCGGAAAGUAGCCCAUCACCUACAGAUCUGCCCUCCGGCACUCAUACGUUCAGGCUGGAGGAGUUGGCAUACACGCGCAGUGGAGACAAAGGAGACUCUGCAAACAUUGGGGUUAUUGCGAGACACCCGCUGUAUUUCCCCUAUCUGAAAGCUAUGUUAACUGCCAAAGUGGUGGAGAAGUAUUUCCAGCACCUGAUCAGAAAGGAUCAGACUGACCUGCCUUCUGUCAUUCGGUACGAACUGCCCGGCAUUCACGGCCUGAAUUUCAUCCUCCGGAAUUCGCUCGGAGGGGGAGGGGUGGCGUCCCUGCGCAGCGACCCUCAGGGGAAGGCUUAUGGACAGAUGUUGCUUGACUGCAAACUAAAAGGCCUGCCCGAUCUAAAAGCGCUUAAAAAAGACGGGACUUAAAGAUGCCGGUGUUUAAAAAAACACCUACUAACCAAUUGUGGCUACUAACAAUUCACAAAUUGUUGAAAUGAGCUUCAAACUGUGAAUUUUGAAAACACUAUUGUGCCUUUCAUUUUUUUAUUAAUUUUUUUUGUAGUAUGUAAUUUGUAGAAGCUAUGUAUGAGCGUUAAUCAAAUAAAAUGACCAGGAAAAACAAAAUAAAUAGCCGACUGAAGUACAGC